Carya illinoinensis is the source of this 1919-nucleotide messenger RNA. Its product is annotated as deoxyhypusine synthase-like. The transcript is spliced from 8 exons. The record is from RefSeq and is a predicted model, not a curated record. Gene Ontology annotation, molecular function: deoxyhypusine synthase activity. The coding region runs from base 210 to 1370 and encodes 386 amino acids. NCBI's taxonomy places the organism in Eukaryota, Viridiplantae, Streptophyta, Magnoliopsida, Fagales, Juglandaceae. Gene Ontology annotation, biological process: peptidyl-hypusine biosynthetic process. Gene Ontology annotation, cellular component: cytoplasm.
CCAAUUUAUAAGGGAUGUAUCGGAUUUCAAGUUUCUCGAUUCCAAAUUUUCCGAAUCUGCUUAUAAAACACGGCCAAAACAAAUCCGUCGAAGGUUGUCUAUCUCCGAUUCCGUCCGGAUAGGAAGACCCGAGCUUGGAAUAAAGUACCAACUGGGUAACACGAAAAACACGUGCUCAGUUUUUGAGGAGAAGAACAAGCGACUCUCUAAUGGGUGAAACAAUUAAGGAUGGUUUUCUAGUGGCUGUGCAUUCCACGGUUUUCAAAGAAUCGGAAAAUCUGGAAGGGGCUAGUGUUAAGAUUGAGGGUUACGAUUUCAAUAAAGGAGUAGACUACUCUCAGCUUCUCAGGUCCAUGGUCUCCACCGGAUUUCAAGCUUCCAAUUUCGGAGAUGCCAUCGAUGUCGUUAAUCAAAUGCUAGAUUGGAGGCUUUCUGAUGGGAUUGUUACGGAGGAUUGCAGUGAGGAGGAGAGGGAUCUGAUCUACAGGAAGUCUGUGAGAUGCAAAGUUUUCCUGGGUUUUACUUCAAAUCUUAUAUCUUCUGGUGUUAGGGAUGUGGUUCGCUAUGUUGUUGAGCAUCAUAUGGUUGAUGUAGUGGUUACGACAACUGGCGGUAUAGAAGAAGAUCUUAUAAAAUGCCUUGCACCCACCUAUAAAGGUGACUUUUCUCUACCUGGAGCCUAUUUGCGUUCAAAAGGUCUGAACCGCAUUGGUAACUUGUUGGUACCUAAUGACAACUACUGUAAAUUUGAGGACUGGAUAAUUCCUAUUCUUGACCAGAUGUUGAAGGAGCAAAUUGAAGAGAAUGUAUUAUGGACACCAUCUAGAUUGAUUUCUCGCUUGGGCAAAGAAAUUAAUGACCAGAGUUCAUACCUCUACUGGGCAUACAAGAACAACAUCCCAGUUUACUGUCCAGGCCUAACAGAUGGCUCACUAGGGGACAUGUUGUACUUCCAUUCCUUCCGCAGCCCGGGUCUGAUUAUAGACAUAGUGCAAGAUAUUAGAGCCAUGAAUGGUGAAGCUGUCCACGCAAGCCCUAGGAAGACCGGCAUGAUAAUUCUUGGAGGCGGCCUUCCUAAACAUCACAUUUGCAAUGCAAAUAUGAUGCGAAAUGGUGCAGAUUAUGCUGUGUUUAUCAAUACUGCACAGGAGUUUGAUGGGAGUGACUCUGGAGCUCAUCCUGAUGAGGCUGUCUCUUGGGGGAAAAUACGAGAUUCAGCUAAGACUGUUAAGGGGCAUGAUUGGUCGGGUAAUUUUUAUUCUGGGAGGAAACAAGAGAUUGUUUCAUGCAGACAAGACAUUCUAAAAGUGUUUGCACGAAGGAGUCUUAAGACACCCCUUAAUCUCGUGGAUGGGGGGGAGAUUGGAUAGGUAAAGAAUGAAGAUAUGCAGAUUUUACAGUGUAUUUACCAUUGCUGUCCAGGGUCCAGAUGAUCUCAUCCCGAGAAUUACUAGAGCCUGCUUGAUGAAGAUGCAUUUUCAUAAUUUCAUGCACGCUUACCUCAUCCAACAAGUCCUGGAGUUUGUCAAAAGGUUACUCUCUCUCAUGUUCGACUUGAGCGGUUUAAGUUCGUGUUUUAGGGAAAAGUGUCUUCUAUUUCUAUUGGAUCUCUUCUCCGUAACAACCCUUUCCAGAACCUGGUGUCAACUUGUUCUGAUCGCAACUUGCUCGUGAAGAUGCAAACCUCAUUUAGCCAAUAGACCCGAAUUUACCCGAGUCUUUAUGCAGAUUGAAUAAAAACUCCAAGAAGAUUUUCAGCAUAGUACCCAAGAUUUUGCAUAAAUGAGAUGGGAAUAAAAAGGCCAUGCAAAAAAUAGUUUUUUAUUUUCCUGGUCAGCAUGAUUAUUUCUUUGCAUUAUGUCUUUUAAGAGAAAUAUUGUUCUUUAUAUUCAAUUUUGCCCUAUGGUCACACUAGUCAA